Molecule: messenger RNA, 716 nt
Organism: Phaethon lepturus (White-tailed tropicbird)
Lineage: Eukaryota; Metazoa; Chordata; Aves; Phaethontiformes; Phaethontidae
Gene: RIMS4
Product: regulating synaptic membrane exocytosis 4
Exons: 5
Coding region: 66-716 (216 amino acids)
Biological process (GO): calcium ion-regulated exocytosis of neurotransmitter; positive regulation of synaptic transmission; regulation of membrane potential
Cellular component (GO): cytoskeleton of presynaptic active zone; presynaptic membrane
Molecular function (GO): small GTPase binding; transmembrane transporter binding
Source: RefSeq, a predicted model, not a curated record
AUGGGGAUGGUCGGAGACUGAAAGGAGCCAUCCAAAGGAGCACAGAAACUGGGCUGGCUGUCGAAAUGCCCAGCCGGACCGUCCGUCAAGCCAGCCAUGAGUCCAUUGAGGACAGCAUGAACAGCUAUGGAUCUGAGGGAAACUUGAAUUUCAGUGGAGUCCAUCUGGCAUCUGCUGGGCAGUUCAGUGACUUCCUGGGGAGCAUGGGCCCUGCACAGUUUGUUGGGCGUCAGACCUUGGCCACCACCUCGAUGGGAGAUGUGGAAAUUGGCUUGCAAGAGCGAAAUGGGCAGCUAGAAGUGGAUAUCAUUCAGGCUCGAGGACUGACACCAAAACCCGGCUCCAAAACACUGCCAGCUGCUUACAUCAAAGCUUACCUGCUAGAGAAUGGCGUGUGCAUUGCGAAAAAGAAGACAAAAGUGGCCCGCAAAUCAUUAGACCCUUUGUACAAUCAGGUGUUAUUGUUUGCUGAGAGCCCCCAGGGCAAAGUAUUACAGGUGAUAGUCUGGGGAAACUAUGGACGCAUGGAGCGCAAGCACUUCAUGGGAGUCGCCAGGGUCCUCCUGGAAGAACUGGAUUUGUCAACUUUAGCAAUCGGCUGGUACAAGCUUUUCCCAACCUCCUCGAUGGUAGAUCCCACUACAGGCCCGCUCCUGCGUCAGUCCUCACAGCUUUCCCUGGAGAGCACAGUGGGACCCUGCUGUGACAGGUCUUAG